CCAAUCACGCGCCACCACGCGCUGAUCCCGUCGCUUUCUUCCUCAACCGAACGGUGUGAUCAUUCAACCGACAAAAAAUGGUCAUCAACUCUGGCGUUUUUCAGGAGGAACACGUGCUGAGUCGCGCUUCGUAAACUGUAUUUCUGACCCGACACAAGAAAGCGCGCUGUAGCUUUCUAGUUUCGGUUUCAGUUCUGCUUUCCAUUCAGUAGUCAGCCAGAUCCACUAUAAUCCAAAAUGGCCGCGCUCAUUCAUGUGCUUAGCAGCAUGCAUACACUGUGAACUGCGUAAACUUCAGUUACGCGAGUCAUACAAGUCGCCACUCUUGACAGAGACCGUAUAAAUUAUUUUCACGAACGAGCAUUUCUUCAAUCAUGGGGUCCCUUGGAAGAAGCGUGUCUACCUUUAUUACGAUCUGUACUCAAGUUCGGUCGGGACCCUCCGUCCAGUCGGUGCGAUUUCGUCGAAGGGGUUUUGUAAGAACGGCUCAGAAGGUCAUCUAUCCGACUUCGAAAACAGAAGAUACAAGUAAACCGGCAAGCGAACCUAUCUGUGGGCCACGAUACAUCAAGUUAGGCAGCGACGACGACGAAUUCGCGAACACCAUGAUGCAGCUGAAGAUGAAGCGCAGGAGGGAGAAGCUAAACAAGGUCCUCCUGGAAGGAAAGAGAUUAAUCGCCGAUGCGCUGAAGGCCGGCGUUGAGUGCGAAAGCAUUUACUUCACACUUCCGGAAAACAUAGAAGGACUGCCCUUGGAAACUCUAAGGGAAGACCAAAUAAAGAAGGUAUUCUACAAGAAGAUGAAAAUUUGGUCCGACAUGACAACUUGCCCUGGAAUAAUGGGUGUGUUCAAAAAGCCGUCCAUGGACCAAAUCGAGAUUCAAAGAACAGGAGAUACAAUCCCUGUAAGCGUGAUUUUGGACAAUGUUAGAGAUCCUGGAAACAUGGGAACACUGAUCCGAACUGCUGCAGCUGCGGGAUGUAGCCAGUUACUGCUUUCGAAAGGCUGCGUGGACCCAUGGGAGUUGAAAGUGCUACGUGCUGGUGCCGGGUCACAUUUUCGAAUACCAAUAUACAGCGGCAUAGCUUGGGAACACAUGCCAAGCUACGUGACCCCCGAGACGCCAGUUUACCUAGCGGACCACCGCAGUUUUGAACCUGCUGGGGCACGCAGACUAUUUGCAGAGAAUGACGACGAGCUGAACGAAGAAGAAGCCUCUGACAGCAAAGAGGAGGAAGAUGACGACGAGGGGUCUAGGUACAGGAUUGAGACUGCAGACGGACGGAGGCUGACAGUGGAUAAGUCGUAUCGAGACGUGGACGAGCUGGAAGAUUGCUCGGAGGUCGGAGUGCCCCAUUACGAGUACACCGCUGCGAAGUACACCAACGUGCCGAGUGUUCUUGUGGUGGGAGGAGAAACGCAGGGACUCAGCCUCCAGGCUCACAAGCUGGCCGUGGACUGUAUUGGUGCGAGAGUACACGUGCCAGCGAACAACGGCAUUGACAGCCUGAACACAGCGAUUGCAGCGUCGAUCAUUCUGUACGAGAUGCGGAGACAAAUGCUGUUUUCAUCGUCUGGCUCCGACCAUAGUAGCAAGGAGGAAGAAACAAACAGGAGCCAAAGCGCCCAUGGACAUCUGUAAAAGUCAUGUUUAUUGUAGUGGUUGCAUAUGCCAUUGUUAGAGCAAAAUCAUGUACUUUCGUAGCUACCUAAACGCAUUAUCGUUAACAGCCUUUUCAGGCUAUCAAAGCAAAGCCAGGGAACUGAAACGUUUCUGCUAAAAACAUUCAUUUAUUUUGUUUAACGUGAGAAUUGGAGUGUUGCGAUAAAAGGAGGGGGGGGGGGGGCAAUAUUCUUGUGUCGGUAGGGACAGUUUGUACAUAGUAGUUUUUAGUUUGCGCUUAUGUUCUGGUACAGUACAUGCAACAUUGUUGCACAUUAUACGCAUCCGUCAAAACAUAUUCUAGUGACUGUUUCUUGUAUGUUGGCCCACUGCAACUUUGUAGGCUUGUUAGUGCAGCAAUACAUGUGUGGAAGUCCCACCCCUGAAGCCACACAAGUUUCAUAAAUACAGUCAAACCUCGAUAUAAAGAACACAGAUAUAAAAAUUAUGGGAUGCAACUUAGUAAGUAUAAAGUGUCUUGCCGACAUCAGCAGCUUGUAGCAAGUACUGUAUAUAGCAAAUGUAUGUUCUUGUUGGAUGCAACUUGUUAUAACUACAGUUCAGUGUUUUUGUUUUUUAUUAUACCGAAAUUCGACUUGCAUUGUUUUUUUUAUUUCCACCAGGAAAUUUUUGUUAUUUUCAGCGAUUACAGUUGUCUAAAUUAACUUUAACCAGCUGUUCUCAAUGGAUAUUAUUUUGCAUUGAGCUUCCUUUUUUUUUUAAUCUGGUUUCACCAAUUUCAUUGACACUGAAAUGUGCCGCAUGGCUGCACAUCCUGCUCUACGGCACUGUGGUUAGGUCCAAUCUGCAGAACAACAAAACCAUAUGGCAAUAUGAAACUAUGCAGGAAUUAAGAGAAUGCAUUAGAUAUUUGAGCACAAAUAAAAUGAGGCCUCAUAUUAUAUUAUUACUUGGGCAGCAGGCUGAAGCUUCAGAACUGACCUGGCCAGGCUUCUUUAAUUGAAGCUUGUGUAGGUUUGCAGCUGCAAUCUGAUCGCCCUUUUAGCUCUCAGUUAAACCGAAUUUUGGUUAAAAAAAAAUUUGGCAACGAACCAAAAAUGUUGAACCCUAGUUAUAGAAAGGUUCUACUGUAUAAUGAAAAAUGCAGCAGCUACCUUUGUUCCUUGGCCCCAGGGUUGCCUCCAACGGACAGGGAAACAUGUGGCUGGCCAUAGAGGCUGUACACAUUGUGCCAUGUCCUAUGGAAGCACUUCAACAUUGCUGUAUCACAACACAUACCACGUAUAGUACCUACUUUCCGAAUCAAUUGCAUUUUUUUAGUACGGCAUCACCAUUAUGAAAUGGCAUGCAUGAAAUCCUUUUGC
This is a messenger RNA of Dermacentor silvarum, 2989 nucleotides long. Its product is annotated as rRNA methyltransferase 3, mitochondrial. Bases 375 to 1643 code for a protein of 422 amino acids. Lineage: Eukaryota; Metazoa; Arthropoda; Arachnida; Ixodida; Ixodidae. The transcript is spliced from 5 exons. The record is from RefSeq and is a predicted model, not a curated record. Gene Ontology annotation, molecular function: RNA binding; RNA methyltransferase activity. Gene Ontology annotation, biological process: RNA processing.